AUGUCAGUCAGUUGGGAUACGCUGAAAACCUUAACGCUUUUUUUUGGCCCAAUACUGCUUCCAAAGCUAGUGGGCUACUAUCGAGCUUAUAAAUACGAACUUUCAAAGCCUCAUAGUGCUGUACGUCCGGUACCAAAACCGGUGUUAGGAGCACUUUUUAUACUCUUCAGUACUUCGUGCUACCUACUUGUAUUAACACUACCGUACUUUUCGCCGGAAGAGAUAUUUACUCUCACAUCAUCCCGCCUACAAAUACCCGUCGAUGUUCUCUUUAAUCGCCUUGCGGCCCUACGACCCUCAGGUCUAACGGAGACAGACCUUCUAUUCAAAUCAAAAAUCGUCUCUACCGACUCAAGACUGCUAUAUUUGCAGUAUGGUAAACCUACCAUCAUGAACUGCACAUUUUGUAGCCCGGAUGACCCCAAAUCUUACUUUUAUUAUGCCCUUCCAAUAUUAAUUACUCCUCAUUUACUCAACUUAUUUGUUCUUGAGUUUUCAACAAGUUCUUUCUUCACGAAUCGGGAUGGAAAAGUUUGGCGAACACGCGCAAACAUUGCUGCCAUGGUAUUAGGUGCCAUUGAUAUUUAUCGAGUAUUUAACUACCCGUUUUUAAAAAACGCACGCGUUACAACCCUUGACAAUAUUGAGUUUUUUUUCUGGACUUCCCGUCUCCAGCGACUUCUAGCCUUGGCCAUCCUAGAUAGCACAAUUGGCUGGGUAAUGUAUCUUUCUUCCACUAGAAGAGCAUUUUUCGAUUCAUCCACGGCCUUGGACCAUAUGGAGUCGUUGCAGUACGCUCUGAAUGUGGUACAGUCAAAAUUAACUGCUUUAGAAGUCCUUAAAAAUACUAUCGUGCAGGAUAACGAUCUAAGGGACCAAAACAAUCGACACUGGAUGAAUGAAAUUGAGCGAACUAGUGAGAUACUAGAAGAUGAAAGUGUGGUGGCUGCUAUUGCUCUUGCCAAACAGAGUCGUGUUGAUAUGAAGACUGUAAAGAAAGAUGCUGAUAACUAUUCAAGGCAUAUCAUGUCAGGAUUUCAAGAAAUGGCUGGAUCAAGUGCCACAUCAAAGCAGUGA
Molecule: messenger RNA, 1077 nt
Organism: Blumeria graminis f. sp. triticale
Lineage: Eukaryota; Fungi; Ascomycota; Leotiomycetes; Helotiales; Erysiphaceae
Source: the annotation of a GenBank genome assembly